This is a messenger RNA of Clarias gariepinus (North African catfish), 1757 nucleotides long. It is a transcript of the gene oxa1l, whose product is annotated as OXA1L mitochondrial inner membrane protein. Gene Ontology annotation, biological process: mitochondrial respiratory chain complex IV assembly; protein insertion into mitochondrial inner membrane from matrix. The record is from RefSeq and is a predicted model, not a curated record. The coding region runs from base 19 to 1512 and encodes 497 amino acids. Gene Ontology annotation, molecular function: membrane insertase activity. The transcript has 10 exons. Gene Ontology annotation, cellular component: mitochondrial inner membrane. NCBI's taxonomy places the organism in Eukaryota, Metazoa, Chordata, Actinopteri, Siluriformes, Clariidae.
UUUCAUCUUCAUUCCAACAUGGCUGCGCUCAGGGGGAAAGUGGUCUCUAGCCGUUUAACGACUAGUUUCUUUAAACAAACGGCCACAGGCUGUAUUUCCACAAUACCCGCGGCAUGGACACGGAACGGGUUUGUUGUGCACAGAUCACAUCUUAGCACAAUUAGAGGAAGUGGAGGUUCUUUUGUUCAGGCUCUGUUGGGACGUCACAAUCAUGGGCGGUUAUACCUGGUCAGUGCCGUGGCAGUCCGCCAGAACAGCUCACAGACAGCAGAUGGAGCGAUGCCUGCUACCAGUUCAACAGCAGAAAUCUCAUUAUCUUCCCCAGAAACUGUCGGAGAAGCUGCCCACAUAGUUAAAACAGAAUCUGUUACAGGAAUUGCGUCAGUGUCUGUUCCAGUAUCUGCUUCAGAAUCGGUUACUGCUCCUGAUCUGACCCCAGGAAUCACACAGCCAGUCACAGAAAUGACAGAAGCUCCUGUGCUGGCAAUGGAUGUCCUGCAGGGGGCAGGAGCAGACCUCAGCCUGACAGAAUUAGGUCUGGGCAGCCAUACACCUGUAGGCCUAAUUCAGAAUAUUUUGGAAUUCAUGCAUGUCAGCAUUGGACUGCCGUGGUGGGGUGCUAUUGUUGCAGGCACCAUCAUAGCCCGCUGUGCAGUGUUCCCGGUCAUUGUAAAGGGCCAAAGAGAGGCAGCUAAGCUGAACAAUGUCCUGCCAGAGAUGACCAAGCUCACAACUCGCAUGAAUGAGGCCAAGCAGAGUGGCAACAAGUUUGAAUUCUCAAAGGCAUAUUCAGACAUGAUGUUGUUCCAGAAGAAGCACGAUGUUAACCCUUUGCGGGGGUUCCUGGUUCCUUUGGUGCAGGCACCAGUCUUCAUUUCUUUUUUCAUCGCCUUGCGUAAGAUGGCCUACGCUCCUGUGCCCAGCAUGCAGACUGGUGGCUUGUGGUGGUUUACAGACCUAACAGCAGCAGAUCCCUUUUACAUCCUUCCACUUGCUGUCACAGGGACUAUGUUUGCCAUUCUGGAGUUGGGAGCAGAGUCCGGUGUAGACAACCCCAACCUGCGAGCAAUGAAGACUGUCUUCAGAAUUAUGCCGUUUAUCAUCUUACCAAUGACUAUUAAUUUCCCCACGGCAGUGUUUACAUACUGGAUGACCUCGAAUCUCUUUUCGCUGGGUCAGGUUGCCUUACUGAGGCAUCCAGCAGUUAGAGACAAGCUUAACAUCCCAGUGCGCAUCACUCACCCUCCCUCAGCUCUGCCUCCCAGUGAUGGUUUUGUUCAGAGUGUCAGGAAAGGAUGGAAGAACGCCCAACUGGCUCAUCAGCUACAGGAGAGAGAGAGGAGGAUUAAGGACCACCUUGACAUUGCAGCAAAAGGUCCCCUGAGGCAGACCUUUACCCAAAAUCCCAUGCAGCAAGCGUCUGCAUCUAUGUCAACAGAGAAUUCAUCCAGGCCCAAGCAAGCAGAGCAAAAGGGUGGGAAGAAGAGGCCCUGGGAAGAAACCAUUGGUUGAACACUAGCUCCCAGAUAGUUUUUACUUAAAUUUGUAUAUAUUUAUUCAGGAGGGGAAAAUUUAAGCGUUAAAGUGAUCACUCUAAAUGUUAACCCAUUAAAGAGGAACCAGACUGGGUAACAGCUCAUUGUUGUUUGGCUUUUUUGCCUGUAAAAGUCAGUUAAAUGUAAAAACAGACCCAUGAUUAACAGACCUUUUUAUUUAAAAUCCAUUGCACAUAAAUAUGGUGUAAAUAAAUCCAAAUC